Molecule: messenger RNA, 2256 nt
Organism: Globicephala melas (long-finned pilot whale)
Lineage: Eukaryota; Metazoa; Chordata; Mammalia; Artiodactyla; Delphinidae
Product: guanosine-3',5'-bis(diphosphate) 3'-pyrophosphohydrolase-like
Biological process (GO): guanosine tetraphosphate metabolic process
Cellular component (GO): cell wall; plasma membrane
Source: RefSeq, a predicted model, not a curated record
AUGAAAACCGUUGAUUUUACACAAGAAGAAUUAGCCUCAAUACAUAAAGCUUAUGAAGAGCUUGAACAGGUUUAUAUAAGUUCACCACAUAGUAAGAAGGUAGAACGCAUACGCUCUGCCUUUGAGUUUGCCCUUAAAGCCCACGGCAAGGUUAGACGCAAAAGUGGAGAGCCAUACAUUCAUCACCCUAUAGCAGUGGCUCGUAUCGUCUGCGAAGAAAUGGGGCUAGGCUCAACCUCUAUCUGUAGUGCCCUAUUGCACGACGUUGUGGAGGACACGGACUAUACGGUGGAAGAUAUUGCGAAGCUUUUUGAUGAUAAAAUAGCCGAAAUCGUAGAUGGACUAACUAAAAUCAAAGGAGAAAAGCUUAUUGGCUACGAGAAAUCUCUUCAGGCAGAGAACUUCCGAAAGCUGAUCUUUACGAUGAACGAUGACCCACGUGUCGUCCUAAUUAAAAUAGCAGACCGCCUGCACAAUAUGAGGACAUUAGGCUCUAUGAGAGCCGACAAGCAGAAAAAGAUUGCAGGAGAAACCUUGGAGUUUUUUGCUCCUUUAGCCCAUAGACUAGGGCUAUAUGCGAUCAAAUCGGAGCUUGAGAAACUUAGUUUCCGUUACGAUCAGCCUGAGCGUUAUCAGGAACUCAGCGACAGACUAGUCAAAUACAAAGAUGGCGUUGAUGAGUUUUUUGAAUCCUUCAUUGCUCCGAUCAAGAAAAGACUUGAUAGAGCUAAGAUCAAAUAUGAGAUUAAGUAUCGCAUCAAAAAUGUAUAUUCUAUCGCACAGAAGAUGAGGCGUAAGGGUUUGACCUUUGAGGAAAUGUCAGACAUCUUUGCUAUCAGAAUCAUUUUUGACACUGAUCAUAUCGAAGACGAAAUCCCUGUCUGCCGUCAGAUACAAUCUUAUAUAGAGCAAGCCUAUGCCACUCGUCCUGAUAGAAUACGUGAUUGGCUUGCUAUCCCUAAGCCCAAUGGUUAUCAAGCUCUACACGUUACUGUUAUGCUUCCUGACGCUCAGCAGGUAGAGGUGCAGAUCCGUAGCCGAAGAAUGCACGACAUAGCAGAACUAGGUGUCGCAGCCCAUUGGCGUUAUAAAGAGCGUGUAGAAGGGACUGAGAAUCUUAUCUUAGAUCAGCUUUUGGCACAAAUCAGAGAUAUUCUAGAGUUCCCAGACACAAGUGCAAUGGAACUGCUGAAUAACUUCAAGUCAAGCCUCUAUGCCAAUGACAUCUUCGUCUUUACCCCUCGUGGCGAUAUGUAUCGUUUGCCAAUGGGUGCUACGGUCUUAGACUUUGCUUAUGCAAUCCAUAGCAAGCUUGGAGACGAAUGUCUAGGUGCUAACAUUGACCAUAAGCCCAAGGCAAUCAAUCAUAUCUUAGAACGAGGCGACCGCAUUGAGAUCCUUAGUAUUGAAGAUGAAGUUCAAUGUAAACCUCAUUGGCUUGAUAUAGUCGUUACACCUAAAGCAAAGGUGGCCAUAAGAAGCACGCUGAGACGUGAGCAGAAAAAGUUGCGUAGCUCUGGGCAGGAGGAAUUAGAGGCUAUCUUUAAGGAGUUUGACCUAAAUCCUACACAAGGUUUAAUAGAUAAUUUGCUCAAUUUCUAUGCUCUGAAGAGCCAAGAUGAACUAUAUGUUAGUAUAGCCUUAAACGAGAUAAAGCUUAAGCAGGAUAUUAGUAAGAUAGAGACCGCUGUGGCUCAACAAGGUCGCACUUUUGACAUUAAAGAAAUCGUUAAUUACAUUGUAGGUAGUAAGAAAACAGAGAAGGUUACACCUCAAGAAAGUCUUCAACCACUUAUUGAUCAAAAAGAGACCUUUAUACUCCAAGCCCAAGAUAAGGGCAAGAGUUAUGUCCUAGCUAGCUGUUGUAAACCAAUCGUUGGCGAUGAGAUCGUAGGCAGAAUCAAAGCUGAUAAUCAAGUAUGCGUCCAUCGUAGUUCUUGUCCUAGAGCAAUGGAGCUUAAAAGUGUACAGGGAGAUAAGAUUGUUGCGACUGCCUGGGCAGAUACAAUGAACAAAGCUCUACCAUCAAGUAUCUUCAUCAGUGGUGUAGAUGCUAAGGGCUUACUCGUAGCAAUAUGCUCCACAAUUUCGGAUCGCUUCAGUAUAGAUAUUAGAGAUGUGAAUGUAACGGCAAGCAAAGGCAUCUUUGAAGCUUAUUUUGAACUUAGUAUCCAAAAUGUAAGUCAGCUUGAGAAGCUCUGCUCAGCCCUUAAGGAAUUGGAUAAUGUAAUUUCUGCAAAACGUAUUGAGCUGUAA